Molecule: messenger RNA, 3831 nt
Organism: Myxocyprinus asiaticus (Chinese sucker)
Lineage: Eukaryota; Metazoa; Chordata; Actinopteri; Cypriniformes; Catostomidae
Product: ubiquilin-4-like
Exons: 11
Coding region: 12-1769 (585 amino acids)
Biological process (GO): ubiquitin-dependent protein catabolic process
Cellular component (GO): cytosol
Molecular function (GO): polyubiquitin modification-dependent protein binding
Source: RefSeq, a predicted model, not a curated record
GAAGAGUAAAGAUGGCGGAGAAUAGCGGCACGGACCCGGCCGUGGAGACGAGCGCUGAGGAAAAUGCCUCCGCUAGCGCGACUAUCAUCAAAGUUACCGUCAAAACACCCAAGGACAAAGAAGAAAUAGCCAUUGCCGAAGAUUCAUCCGUCGCACAGUUUAAAGAAGAAAUAUCCAAAAGAUUCAAGGCGAAGCAAGACCAGUUGGUUCUGAUUUUUGCUGGUAAGAUCCUGAAAGAUGGAGACACACUCAGUCAGCACGGUAUUAAAGACGGACUCACAGUUCAUCUGGUCAUCAAAACUGCACAAAAGACUACAGGUGGCGAUAGUCCGCAGUCCUCUGCCUCUACUGACCCUGGACCAUCGCAGGGCAAUGAUGCCGGGACUGCUACCCCCAGCCCGACUGGCAACCUGGGCACAACCCCGGGCAGUGGGCAGACCCCAGCCCUGUCACAGCCAGCUAAUUUACUAGCUGGGUUUGGUGACCUGUCAGGCCUGGCUAAUCUCGGUAUGGGCUCUGCCAACUUCAUGGAGCUCCAGCAACAGAUGCAGCGGCAGCUCAUGUCCAACCCAGAGAUGCUGUCUCAGAUCAUGGAGAACCCGCUUGUGCAGAGUAUGAUGUCCAACCCUGAUCUUAUGAGGCAGAUGAUAGUGGCCAAUCCCCAGAUGCAGCAACUAAUGGAGCGCAACCCGGAGAUUUCACACAUGCUCAACAACCCAGAGCUCAUGAGACAGACAAUGGAGUUGGCUCGGAACCCAGCCAUGAUGCAAGAGAUGAUGCGUAACCAGGAUCGGGCGCUUAGCAACCUAGAGAGUAUUCCCGGGGGGUACAAUGCACUCCGGAGGAUGUACACAGACAUUCAGGAGCCCAUGUUUAGUGCUGCACGUGAACAGUUCGGAAAUAACCCCUUUUCGGCAUUGGGUGGUAAUGCUGAUGGCUCGGGAAUACAGCCCUCCAGGACAGAAAACAGAGAGCCCUUGCCAAAUCCCUGGAGCCCCCCAGACACCACCACCUCUGGGACGGCUACCACCACCAGCUCCACCACAAGCUCAACCACACCCAGUGUGUCCAACCCUCUGGGCAUUGGCUCCUCUAGCCUUGGCAACGGUAUGUUUAACAGUCCUGGCAUGCAAAGCCUCAUGCAGCAGAUCUCGGAGAAUCCACAGCUGAUGCAGAACAUGCUUUCUGCUCCCUACAUGCGCACCAUGAUGCAAUCCCUGGCUCAGAAUCCUGAUGUCGCCUCACAGGUGUUGAUGAACAACCCGCUCUUUGCUGGAAAUCCACAGCUACAGGAGCAAAUGAGACAGCAGUUACCUGUGUUUCUACAGCAGAUGCAGAACCCUGAAUCCCUCUCUGUCAUGACAAAUCCUCGAGCCAUGCAAGCCCUAAUGCAGAUACAGGAAGGACUGCAGACCCUUCAAACUGAAGCCCCUGGUCUUAUGCCCAGUCUGGUUCCUGGUGCUAUCCCUGGUGCCCCACUGCCAACAGGGGUAAAUGUGACCCCUGAGAAUGUUCCACCCUCCGGCCAGAGCUCCGCUCCCACUGCUGGUACUAAUCCCGCCCAGCAGCAGCUCAUGCAACAGAUGCUACAGAUGUUUGCUGGAGGAAGUGCAUUGACUCAGACUCCAGAGGUUCGUUUCCAGCAGCAGCUGGAGCAGCUGAGUGCCAUGGGCUUCAUAAACAGGGAAGCCAACCUUCAGGCCCUCAUCGCCACCGGGGGUGACAUCAAUGCCGCCAUCGAAAGACUGCUCGGCUCUCAGCCUUCCUAAUUCCACCAGCUGAGAGCGUGCAAAGGGAGACAUGAAACGAACAUAGUCCUUCAUCACAUAAAAUCUGACAAGCCCACAUAGACAGAAUUCCAAUUAUUUCUCAAUUUUUUUUUUUUUUUUUUUUUUUGAUCUUUGAAUCAAGAGCAAAGGGGUUCCAAAUUUGUUUCCUUGAACAAAAAAACAAAACCAGAAUCGCUGUGGAAUGACAUCACACUAACCCCCACAUCACUAGUAAGAUGGGACAAAGCUUACACUUGCUGAACUAAGUUUAGGUUACCAUUCCUUAUAAUUAAAACACUCACAUGAGACACUGCACAAUGAUUAGGGGAAUAAAAAACAUAUGCUUGAAUUCCUAAGCCAAAGGAAUUCUUGUCUGUUGUGAGAAUGCUUGGUUUCCUUCAUUUCUUUGUGUUUCUCCUAAAUCAUGCCUGAUCAAACCAGUAUUUAUUGCAGAAAGGUAGAGCUUACCCCUUUACUCCCUUUAAUCCUCCUCGGUUCAUGUUGAUUUGAGAGUUCCUUGACAUUUGAUGUGUUAUUUGAAACCUAAUAGACAUGAACAUGUCAGAGCACUAUACCACCUUGACUCUGAUUGCUUACACUUAAGCUAUUUUAGAAAGGUAUGAGUUUUGGAAGUGAGAUUCAAGAUAUUCAGUCAUCUUGUUAGUCGUUUGCCUUUGUGGGGAGUGUAAAUGAAGCAACGGUAAAGGCUUGUUAUAUUGGUAAGGUUGUAACAAAGCUUCAAUAAAAUUAUUUCUCAGCUUAACGAGCAAUGGCGAACACAGACAACAUUUUGUCUUUACCAUAUCUUUUUGCUUUGACGUUGAAGUAAUCUAGUGCCUGGAGAAGACUUGUAUUGUAUACUGGUUACAUCAUUCUCAAGUUGAUCUGGCAGUGAACCUGGUUACAGCAUGAUAGUGAUGCUAGCUUUUCUCAGUGCUAAUCAACAGCCAUCUAAUGGAACUAACAGCUGAGUUUUGAUGUGAAUUAAAAAUGUGUUCAACUUUUUUUUUUGCUGUACGUCCAUAAUCUUAAAAAAAAAAAAAAAAAAAUCUAAAUGAAUUACAUGGCAAAAACCUGAAUUUAUUGGGGUUUGUUGUUUCUUAAAGCCAACAGCAAGUUACAGUAUUACUGAGGGUUGUGGUUAUCAUGUGUGUGUCAGAUGCUACUUACUGAAAAUAUGACCACAGCACAAGUCAUAUUAGUGUGGAAUUCACAGACCAAACUCCAGGAAGUCAUAUUUAUUUGUUAUGAUAUAAUUAUUACAUAAUAUAGGCCUUAAAUGGCACUUUAAGGGUUCCAACAAUCCUAGAAAAGUAAUGGAAAUUUCUGUAUUGAAUACAAAUAGGCCUACUUCUAGUAAUGUUAAACUCCUAUAUUUCGUCAGCUAGAAUUUGCUUUACGUAUGUGUAAUCUAUCAGUUGAUCCUUAUCCAGUAAUUACAUAGAAAAGACAUGGAAUCAAAAUUAUUUGAGGGAACUCUAAUAUGUAUAUAAUAAGAAACUAAAGCAGAAUCUAAGCUACUUGAAUACUUAGUCAACACAAACAAAAACUGAUAUAUAAGUACCAUAUGCUGUUACAGACUAGGGCUGGGCGAUACAGCUAAAAGAUUUAAUCUUUAUAUAUUUGAGGCAUUUGAAAAUUUUCAAAAUAGUCCAAUGUCUCAAUUUAGGCCUUUGUGCUUAAAGGAAUAUUCUAGGUUCCAAAAAUGUUAAGCUCAGUCUACAGCAUUUGUGGCAAAAUGUUGAUUGCCACAAAACUUAACUUGGACUUGUCCCUCCUGUUCUUUAGAAAAAGCAAAAAAAUUGGGUUACAGUGAGGCACUUACAAUGGAAGUGAAUGGGGACAAUCCGUAAUACUCACUGUUUCUAAAGUAUAGCCACCAGACGUAAACAAUAUGCGUGUUAACAUGAUAUUAGUGUGAUAAAAUCACUUACUAACCAUUUCUGUGUAAAGUUAUAUCCAAUUAAACAACCGUUGCCAUGACAAUGUAACUCCAAACAGUUAAACCCUAAAAAUAAUACACGAUUUUUAACAGAAUGAAAUUAAAAGUGCUUUUAUAAAA